UAUUUAAUAAUUAACUUAAUGAGAGCUUAAUUAUUAUUAUUAAAUAAAUAAAUAAAUAUUGUACAGUACCAGCUCAGUACUCAUCGAGAUUCAGUAUUUCUUCUCUCCCCCUCACUCACUUACUCACUUUAAGCCCCACUGUUUUCUCCUUUCCUUCUUCCUCAGAUCUCUCUCUCUCUCUCUCUCUCUCAUAAAGAUUCAGAGAAAAAAGGAUAUUAUCACAGUUGAUAUUUGUAGUAAUCGUCUUCUUCAUCAUCACCAAAUGGCUCUGAUGUUAGACAAUUGUGAAGGCAUAUUACUGUCCUUGGACUCGCACAAGUCAGUUCCGGCUCCAUUCUUGACCAAAACAUAUCAGCUGGUAGAUGAUCCCGCCACCGACCACAUAGUCUCUUGGGGUGAAGAUGACACCACCUUCGUCGUUUGGCGCCCUCCCGAGUUCGCUCGCGAUCUUCUCCCUAACUACUUCAAGCACAACAACUUCUCUAGCUUCGUUCGUCAGCUCAACACAUAUGGUUUUAGGAAGAUUGUACCGGACAGGUGGGAGUUCGCCAACGAGUUUUUCAAAAAAGGGGAGAAACAUUUACUCUGCGAGAUCCACCGAAGGAAGACAGCUCAACCCCAAGUGACGGCCUUGAACCACCUUAAUCACCAUCACCAUCACCAUCAUCAGUACCCACAUUCUUCUCUUGGAGUCAACGGCCCGAGUUUCUUUACUGGCUUUUCGUCCAGCCGUUUAAGUCUCUCCCCAGCUUCCGACUCCGACGACAACCCAAAUUGGUGCGACUCACCGGCGAGAGGUGGAGGAACCACCGCCGCCUGUGCAGCAGCUGCUGGAGUUGCUGCGGUUAUUGCCGCAGGAAAUAACUUCAACACCAGUUCGACGGUUACGGCACUUUCGGAGGAUAAUGAAAGGCUUAGGCGGAGUAACUCCAUGUUAAUGUCUGAACUCGCCCACAUGAGAAAACUCUACAACGAUAUUAUUUAUUUCGUUCAGAACCAUGUUAAGCCUGUGGCACCAAGCAACUCAUAUAACCCUUCUUCUUUACUUGUUUGCAAUGCACCAGUAGUACUACCCUCCUCUUUGACUAGUACUACUGCUAAUCAUAAUGGUUCUUCCGUACCGAAGGUGGUGAAUAAUGGACUUGGUUACUAUUAUAAUAACCCUAAGCCGCAAAACUCUCCUCCUAAUCAUCAUCAUCACAAUCAGUCACAGCAACCCAUCACUUCAUUAUCACAAUCCAAUACGACGGCGUCCAAGAGCUCGGUUACUAUUUUUGAAGAGCCCACAAGCAAUUUUAAUGGCGGUUGCAAAACGAAGCUUUUUGGGGUGCCGCUUCAUUCGAAAAAAAGGUUACAUCCAGAAUAUGGCUCUAACAAUAUUAAUAUCUCCACCAAAAUGGAUACCAACAAAGCUCGUUUGGUCCUGGAAAAGGAUGAUCUUGGUCUCAAUCUCAUGCCUCCCUCCACAUGUUAGCUUUUUUCUUGAAUGGUCCUUUAUCUUCUUUAUUAUGGGUUCUAAUUAGAUAAUAUUUUUAUUUAGAAAAAAAAAAAUUAUGUGUGUCUGGAUGGUGUUUGUGAAAUUUGAGUCUAUGACUCUCAGUGUAUAUAUAGUGGGGUUAAUAUUAUCCAUGUUAGUUCCCACCGCCAUGAAUGCAGGUGGGUUUUGGUUAGAUAAGUACUACUAUUAUUGAAGAUCUCCAAAGUAAGUAAUGAAUUAAAAUGGACCGAUACCAUCGUUUUCUUAA
Messenger RNA from Humulus lupulus (European hop), 1745 nucleotides. RefSeq names its product heat stress transcription factor B-4. Gene Ontology annotation, cellular component: nucleus. Gene Ontology annotation, molecular function: DNA-binding transcription factor activity; RNA polymerase II cis-regulatory region sequence-specific DNA binding. Gene Ontology annotation, biological process: regulation of transcription by RNA polymerase II. The transcript has 2 exons. NCBI's taxonomy places the organism in Eukaryota, Viridiplantae, Streptophyta, Magnoliopsida, Rosales, Cannabaceae. Bases 263 to 1474 code for a protein of 403 amino acids. The record is from RefSeq and is a predicted model, not a curated record.